AAUUUUCCAGUGCCACAGUAAGGGAAUAGGCUGCUUAGAUAUCGGAUCGGAUCGCUAUAACCAUACCUAGCGUCUACGUCUAACGAAUCCAUGAGAUACUUUAUUAUUGUUUGACGAAACGAAACGAAACGGGAGCUGCAUAUAAGUUUGCAUGCAUGCAAUAAACUUUCGGUUGAUUUAUUUCUCGGUUCCGUAUAUACUUAGAUUGUAAUUAAUUAAAGUGCAUUAUAAUAAAGUGCAUUAAUAUAGUGAAAAGAUCGUCCAUUAUUUCCUUACUUAUAAAAAUGCUCCAAAACCAUGCCGUCAUAUUCAGUUAAUAAUGCUAACAAAUCUCCAACAGCUAUUCCAAAGGCUGGACCUGAUCUCAUAGGAAGUAUUCUGGGCAAUUUUGGAAUUUGGCAAAUACGAACUGUUCUCAUAAUAUUUUUGUGCAAAAUUCCUGCGUCAUGGUUUAUGGCGUGUAUCAUCUUUACGGCUCCCGAAAUCUACCCCAAUAACGAGUUCCAGUGUGAUAUAUCUGGCAUGUCAAGCAAUGCCACCGUUUCCGAGGAUCAAUGUUACAUCAACACAAUUGAUGGUCAAUUGGAAUGCACGGACUUUAACUACAACUAUGACUUUUAUUCAUUGGUUAUGCAAUUCGAUUUGGUUUGCUUGCGGGAUAUUUUUGUUGCGUGGACUCAAUUCUGGCAUCUCUUUGGGAUUCUUGUGGGUGGUGUAAUCGCCACAAAAAUGAUGCUUUGGAUUAGUCCUCGGACGACAAUGUUCAUUGGAAUGGUACUGCAAAUCAUUUGUGGUUGCAUCACUGGAUUCGCCAGGGACUUCACAUUACAUUGUGCAUUCCGAUGUCUAUCAGCCGCAUGCUGUGCACUCAUGUUCACUGGAGGACACACAAUAUUAUCCGAUAUAACAGCUGGAAAAUAUCGACUUGGUGUGAUAAUACUUUAUGACACAUUCUGGUCGAUUGGACUGUUUCUUUUGCCGGGUCUUGCAUCGUUCUUCCGCAAUUGGACGCAAAUUUACUUAGGCAUCACUUUCCCGACACUCGUUCUAAUAUUCCUUCUCAAUUGGACACCAGACUCCCCACGCUGGUUACUGCGAAAGGCCAAGGACACAUCCCAAUGCGAGCAAAUAAUUCGUGACGCGGCAAAAAUCAAUGAUCGAACAUACAAAAUACCAGUUGACUUUUCCGACCAACUGCGCAUCCAAGCGGAGUCCUUGAAGAACAAUCCACCUCGAGAAGCUAGUUGGGUGGAAUUAUGGACUGGGCCUAGGGCAAAAACUCAUCUGAUUGCUGCUCACAUUGCCUUGGCUGUGUUUAUUAUUAAUUUUAUGGGUAUGCUGUUGAAUAUAAGAUCCUUUGGUCGAGAUUACUUGGUCCUGAAUACAAUAAUUAUGGGAUUCAGUGAAAUUGUUGGGUGUUUCUUAGCUUUGCAUUUCACACUUAAACAUAAUAGCUGGAAGUGGCAGUUGGCGGGUGGAUUCAAUAUCGUUGCUGGCCUAAUUGGUUUUCUGGGAUGGACAUUUCAUGAGAAUUCGAUGGAUGAUGAUUUAAAGGCAACCCUUUGGAUUAUAAUAGCAGCAAUACCCAAAGCUGGAACCUCUCUUGCUCAAUCGAUGAUUAUUGCAUGUUUAGCAGAAUUGGUGCCACCGCACAAGAAGGUACCAUUCAUGUUCUCGGUUGUGACGUGGGCCAGGAUCUGGCUGCUUACAGCUCCAUUUGUUAACGUUCUAAAGAAGAUUGCUAUACCAAUGUCGCUUAGUGCAUUUUGUUUGCUUAGUAUUAUUGGUGGUAUUUGUUUGUGUUUGUUGCUUACGCCAAGACCUUCAGGAUCAAAAAUCACGACGAAGUCGACUUCAGAAAAUGGAAAUACGGAAGUUGAACAUGAACCAUCGACAAAAGACGUCAACAAGGUACUUUGGACUGUUGAAGUUUACGAUAAUCCUGUAAGUUCAUGAGGUUGAAAAAUUAUCAUCCUUAUGAGUAGAUAUAUAUGUAGAAAAUGAUGCAUAUACAAUACAUAUGGAUUUGUGUAGGGAGCUUUUCUGUUCAAAUAAAUGUUUGUACUUAAAUUGGAGCCUUGAAAGGCUGUGCUUUGUACCUUUUUUAUAUAUUUUAAAAUCUUCAACGAAAAUAUUAUUUUUAGAAAUAAAUCUAAAUUUAGAAUCACAUUAUUUGUAAAUAAAUUAUUCAAUGAAAAUAAAAUAUUUGUAAAAUACCAAACGAA
Molecule: messenger RNA, 2225 nt
Organism: Eupeodes corollae
Lineage: Eukaryota; Metazoa; Arthropoda; Insecta; Diptera; Syrphidae
Product: solute carrier family 22 member 13
Exons: 6
Coding region: 298-1956 (552 amino acids)
Biological process (GO): transmembrane transport
Molecular function (GO): transmembrane transporter activity
Source: RefSeq, a predicted model, not a curated record